AUGAAAUAUUUUAAAAUAGAUUAUAACGGUAUAAUUAAUAAAUAAAAAAAUAUUAAAUUUAAUAAAUUAACAACAAAAUAAUAAACUCUUAAAAUAUAUAAAAAAAUUGUCUUAAUUUCUAUCUUAAAUAUUAAAAGAACUAGACUUAUUUAGAAGUCCAAUAGGUCUUCAUAUGAAUAAUUCCUUUUUCUAUAAAACAAGUAUUGGAGGUUUGGUUUCUAUAUUUUGUAUAAUAUUUAUAGGAAUAUUUUUUUCUUCUUCAAUAGAUAAAUUUAUACAAAGAUAGUAUGUAUAUGUAUCUACAAACAAGUAUAUGAUCCUAAUCCUCCAAAAUCAUAUAUGAAUUCAUAAAGAUUUAUGAUAGCAUUAAAUAUAUAUUAAGAUGAUAGAAACUUUAUUGAAAGGCCGUAUUUUAAUAUUACAAUGCUAUUAGGCAAUUAUGUAAGAGAAAAAGAUAUAUACAAAAGAGAUAAAAUAGAAUUAUAAUUAGAGUAAUGUACAGAAGCUCAUUGGUAAAAAAUAAGUAAAGAAAAAGAUUUUGUUGAAGAAUAUAAUAAUUUAGGAAAAGAUUAUUUAUGUCCAUCUAUGGAUAAUGAUAUUUAUAUAUAAGGUAUGUUUGCUUCUACAAUAUUUAAUUUUAUUUAAAUUGUUGUUUCUGAGUGUAAAAAUUCAACUAGUCCAAAUGCUUCUAAUAAUCGUAAAUGGAAUCCUAUUUGUGCUCCAAAUGAUCUUGUUUAAAGUAAAUUAAAAUCUAAAGGCAAUUUCGGAUUAUCUAUUUUCCAUAAUAAUUAUGUUUUAAAUGUAGAUUAACCUUAAAAUUAUUACACCGAAUUUUUGAAUGAUAAACUCUAUUAUACAUUUAUUCCUUAAAAAAUGACUAAAUUAUCUGAUAUUUAUUUUCAAGAUAUAGUUGUUGAAAACGAUGAAUCUCUUCUUCCUUUUGUCGAUAUUUAAUAGCGAAAUUUUCUCAUUUAAGAAAAUAACGAUUAACAUGAGACUAUAGAAUUGGAAAGGAAAGACGGGAAAUAUGUUGUUGCAACAUUUAGAAAAAGCCCUUAUGUUACCAAAAUAUCAAGAUAAUAUAAAAAAUUGAGUUAAUUAAUGAGUGAAUUAGGUGGUUUUGUUUAAAUAAUUUUUAUUGUUUUUGGAAUUUUUAUGACUAGAUAUAAUAAUACUAAUUUUACUAUGGAUUUAGCUAAUAAAUUGUAUAUUUUUGAAGACUUAAAUAAACAAAAAAAUGAGAAAAAAAAUUAACACAUGAACCUAGAUUAUUAAAAAGUGAAAAAUAAAGUUAGGAAAGUAGUUUAUAAGAUAACUAGAAAAGAUCCUAUAUUUUAAUAAUAUAUGUAAAAAGAGUUAGAAAAUAAACAAAGUUUAACUGAAUUUUAAUAAAUCUAAUAAAAAAGUAAAAAAGAAUACUUAAUAGCCUAAUUUAAUAAAAUUUUAAUGAAAAAAGAUAAAAUAUAAUUAGGAAUAUCAUAUUAUUUAUCUAAUUUAACAUUCAAUUUGUUAUUUUAUUCUAAACAAAAUUAAUAUAUAUAAAAAGCAUCUUAACUUAUGCAUUAAGAUUUAGAUAUAAUAAAUAUUUUAGAUAAAAUUCAAUAAAUAGAUAAAAUAAAAAAUAUUCUUUUGGACAAAGAUUAAUAGAAAAUAUUUAAUUUUAAUGAAAAGCCUAAGAUUAAAUUCAAAUAAAAAUUUGAUAUUGAUAAAAUGGAUUUAAAAAACAUAUAAUAAAUACUAACAAGUAAAGUUAAUUAAAGUAAAGAAAUAUAAUAAUAAAAUAAAUCUGCUUUAGAAACCAGUUAACCUCUAAAAAGAAGUAUUACAGCAAAUAUAAAUGGAUUAAUAACUUAAAAAGUAGAAUUCGAUACUUUAGAUUCUUAUAAAAAAUUAUAUAAUUCUUAUUAUAAUUUAUAAAAUGAAAAUACUAUAGGAAUUAAAAGAGAGUAAAAUAUAAAAUUAUUUUAUUUAUAUACAUUUUAAAAAAUAAUCAAUAGGAUUAAUAUGAGAUUAAUAAAAGGAUUAGGUGAAUAACUUCUAUAAAUUUUCAAUUUAUCGGAUUCUAUUCGGAAACGAUAUUCACAAUAUUAAAAUAUUGAAAAUAAAAAUAAUUUAGGAAAAAACUAUGAAACAUUACCUUUUGAUGAUGUUAUUCUUUCUAAAAGAACUUCAAAUUAAUCACCAUAAACUUCAAUUUAAAAUAAUAAAUAAAUUUUAUUUAUUAAAAAAGGGAAUAAUAGUAUUUUUUAUGAUGAAAAUAAAUCCAUAAGAAACUCAUUUUUUGAUGUUAAAAAAGUUAAUUAAAAAAAUGAAACAAUUACUUAAAGAAACACUAAUCAAAUUAUAAGAAAUGUAAGUUUUUAAAAUCAAAAUGAUAUAGAUGUUACUGAUGAGGAAUUUUAGACUAAAGGGAAUUAUAUUAAAAAUAUUUCCGAACUUAAUUACUUAUCCUAGAAAUAUGAUAGUAAACAUAAAAAAUUUAGUAAAGAAGUUUUCUUUGAUGUAAAAGAUGAUUGA
Messenger RNA from Ichthyophthirius multifiliis, 2517 nucleotides. RefSeq lists its product as hypothetical. Gene Ontology annotation, biological process: reciprocal meiotic recombination. Gene Ontology annotation, cellular component: nucleus. The record is from RefSeq and is a predicted model, not a curated record. The transcript is spliced from 3 exons. Gene Ontology annotation, molecular function: double-stranded DNA binding. NCBI's taxonomy places the organism in Eukaryota, Ciliophora, Oligohymenophorea, Hymenostomatida.